Messenger RNA from Nematocida homosporus, 774 nucleotides. RefSeq lists its product as uncharacterized. The record is from RefSeq and is a predicted model, not a curated record. Lineage: Eukaryota; Fungi; Microsporidia. The transcript has a single exon. Bases 1 to 774 code for a protein of 257 amino acids.
AUGGCACCAAGACAGCGAACUAGAAGGCUUCUUAGCAGUCAUGCCCCCGCCAAUCCAGCAAUCAAACGAGUAAAGUUCAUCACAGUUGACCCCAGACCCAAACCCCUCAAACCAGCCAAGGCCACUAAAUCUCCUACACUAACUAAGCUGACCAAAGUAACCAAAGCAACAAAGGCAACUAACCCUCUUAGUCAACCAGACACACUCACGCACGCUGAGCUUACUAACCCAGCUAUCCCCGCUCGCCCAAUUCAAGCACCCCCGCCUACUUCCCUUCAAACAUUGCCUUUCCAAUCCGCUAUCCCUUCGUUUCUUAAGCGCUCACUUACUAUAUGGGCGACAAAAGAGGCCUUUGCUCACGAAAUGCUCUGGUGGGAGCUGCAUGCUCAAACCCAAGAGACCUUUAUUGCCACAAAUGCCGGCUAUGUUCCUUUCCGCUCCCUUGAGUCUACUUUAGCUAAUAAUCCCGCGGAGUAUUCACCUGAGCACUCACCGGCUUGUUUACCACCUAUUCCGCAUUCACCACAACUCAGCCCGCCCGCUCUAACUCUACAGGAGCGUCUGCAGCUAACAACCCCCGAGCUAGAAGUAGAGAUUCCCACCAUCCCUUUUACCCAGCGCCGAUGCCAAACACGCGGUCAGCCAACCUUUACUGGACUGCGCAACAUAUCAGCCAAUGCUGCUCAGGUCUACCAUCACAAGAAGCACCAAGCCGUCUCCGACAAUGACCUUCUUCUACUCCUCGGCGAACUACUAUGCAAUAGCACGGACUAA